AAUAGCACGAGUAUGAGCGAAGAUGUAGCUUUCCUUAGCGUUGAACUAGUUGUAGCCAUUGGGCUGCUACUCUUAUAUGUUCUAAUCGCACAUAUGAUUGAAGAGCAUAAAGUAGACUUUUUGCAUGAAUCUGGAGUAGCCAUACUGAUGGGAACCCUGAUGGGGCUGCUAGCGUUUGCUGUGGCCAAAGAAACGAUCGAAUUUAGUGAAUCUGGAUUUUUCUAUUUUAUACUUCCUCCUAUCAUCUUCGCAGCCGGGUAUACUCUGAAGAGAAGAAAUUUUGUGAAGAAUCUAAGCUAUAUUUUGCUUCUAGGAUUAAUAGGGACUAUUAUUUCUAUGGUUGUCCUUUCAGUAGUUAUCAUAUUAUUCAACAAUAUCUCGUAUGAUUCAGAGGACCCUAAUAAGCUAUCUAAUGUUGAGUGAUUGCUGCUAGCAUCUGUACUAUGAGCAACAGAUUCUGUUGCUGCUUUAGCAAUUGUGAAGGAAUCUCAGUUCCCAACCCUGAAUUCUAUCUUGUUCGGAGAGGGUGUUGUCAAUGAUGCAGCUGCUAUUUUGAUCUACCAAGCUGUUGUAGAAAUGAUCAAAUCUUCUGAAGGAAACGAAUCUUCUAGUAAUCAAGAUCUUCCUAUCACAGCAAAGAUUAUCGGACUGACAGUUUGGAACUUUUUGUACAUUUCUUUCUUGAGCAUUCUUCUUGGGGUGGUAUUUGGUCUGAUCUCAGCUGCAGUUUCCAAGUUUUUCACAUCAUUCCAUGAAUCUCCAGCAAAAGAAGUUUCCCUAAUUCUGUUGUUCUCUUACUUAUCUUACGUAAUCAGUGAGGUAUGAGGGAUGUCUGCGAUUAUGACUUUGUUCGUUUGCGGAGUUACAAUGUCACAUUAUACAUUCCAUAACAUCUCAGAGGCAUCUCAAAAGGGUUCUGUUAUGGCAAUUAAUACCCUUGGUCAUGCUGCUGAAGCAUUCCUAUUUUUGUAUCUCGGAAUUGGAAUUUAUUCCACCGAUCAAGAGACUUUUAAACUGGACUUUACACUCUACAUUAUUUUGGGUGGCUUUGUUGCCAGAGCAGCUUCUGUAUUUAUCCCAUUAGGCAUUUUCAUAUUAGCUAAAAAGUGAUCCAAGAAAGGACGAGGUGAGACUCUAAGUUUAAAACAGAUGAUGAUUAUCUGGUUCUCAGGUUUGAUCAGAGGCGCUAUCGCCUUUGCUCUUUCCCUCAAGAUUAGCUCUGAAGUAUCACCUCACAAGGAAGCCUUGGUGUCCAUCACCUUGAUCAUUGUCCUCAUGACAACGAUCAUCAUGGGCGGACUCAUGGCUGCUUUUGCAAAGCUGAUCGGACUCUCUGCAGAAGGCUCUGCUCCUGGCUCAUUACCAGAGGCCAAGGCCCAGUCUUUCAUUGAAAGAGAAUCCAUGCUUAUUACAGGCGAUCAGAAAACCGCCCUGGAGCGUUCAGAUGCCGGCUGGCUCCAGAAGAAAUGGAGACAUGUAGAUGACAAGUAUAUUAAGAAGAUCUUUGGAGGUGACCUCCACAAGCAUAAGAAGAAAGAAAAAGAAGGGCAGAGUAACAAGGCUAGUGAUUCAUAUGAUCUACCUGAAUUUGGACAGAAGAACUCAAGCAACAGAAGGGAAACCCAAAUGCAGAAAUUCGCUGAAAUCGCUAAGCAGAAGGAAGAAGAAAACAGGAACGGUAAGGAAGAAGAAAAAUAUGUGCCUCAGAGAUACAGCGAUUAAGGCAUUGCUCGUUUUUGAAAAAUUUACAUUUUUUG
Messenger RNA from Moneuplotes crassus, 1757 nucleotides. NCBI's taxonomy places the organism in Eukaryota, Ciliophora, Spirotrichea, Euplotida, Euplotidae. The record is from the annotation of a GenBank genome assembly.